GAGCGAACCAUCACGAGCCAUAGACAGACGCGUCGAGUCGACUCACUUAACCCGAACGCGUCUCUCCUCGCUCUCUCUCUCUCUCUCGACGCCUCCAGAGUUCAAGAAAAGCAAGAAGGAAAGAAUCGUAUAAUCUUUCUCCCCCUCUCUACUUUAAUGAUUUUCCCUCACUUUCUCGGAUUCCAAACAUGCUUACAGAGAUUUCGAAAUUAGGAAAAAGAAAACGUAUUUUUAUCGGAUAACGGAGUAAGCGAAGGGAGGAUCUGGGUCGUCGGUGGAGGUAGAUGUCGCUGGAGAAUUCGAUGGCGGAUAGUCGUCGGCUUUCUUCUUCAUCGUCCUCUUCUUCGUCGAGUUCGGAACGAGUUUCGGUGAAGAUCGAGCGGGAGAUUGGAGUCGGUAAUUGCAUCAAUGGUUCUGAACAGUUGGAGAGCAAAGCGGCAACUGUUGCUUCGGACAACGGUGUGGCUGAAUCUUCAGAUUCUGGUCCGAGAGGCAUUGUCCGGGUGAGGACGUUGCCGGCAGAGAGUUCUUCAUGCAGCGAGAAGGCGGAAUCAUCUUCGAGCAAUCCUAAGUUGGAUAAAUCGAAGACCGAGAGACAAAGGGUUCCUCACAUUCUUGCUGAGGAUGCAGCAAAGAUAUUUGAUGACAAAAUCUCUGUCAACAAGAAGCUUAAAUUACUGAACCGUAUGGCUACCGUGAAAGAUGAUGGGACAGUCGAGUUUGAAGUUCCAGCAGACGUUGUUCCCAAUGCUCUCGGGGUUAAACCCGAAGAGCCGGAAAACGGGCAUGCUAACGAAGAUUCUAUUGAUGGGGUUGACCUUCAGGACAUUCCCCCCCUCCAAAUUGUAAUGCUUAUUGUCGGGACACGAGGUGAUGUUCAACCUUUCGUUGCCAUAGGCAAACGCCUUCAGGAAUAUGGACAUCGAGUUAGACUUGCAACACAUGCAAAUUUUAAGGAGUUUGUUUUGACUGCCGGAUUGGAGUUCUAUCCGCUAGGCGGUGAUCCAAAAGUUCUAGCCGGUUACAUGGUUAAGAACAAAGGUUUUUUGCCGUCAGGACCUUCAGAGAUUCCUAUCCAACGAAAUCAAAUAAAGGAGAUCAUAUACUCUCUGCUUCCAGCUUGUAAAGAUCCUGAUCCUGAUUCUGGAAUACCCUUCAAAGCCGAUGCGAUUAUUGCCAAUCCUCCAGCUUAUGGACAUACCCAUGUGGCGGAAGCGCUGAGAAUACCAAUUCACAUCUUUUUCACCAUGCCAUGGACGCCAACUAGUGAGUUUCCCCACCCUUUGUCACGCGUUAAGCAGCCAGCAGGAUACAGACUCUCGUAUCAGAUUGUGGAUUCAUUGAUAUGGCUCGGGAUAAGAGACAUGAUAAACGACCUUAGGAAAAAGAAGCUGAAGCUACGGCCUGUUACGUAUCUCAGUGGCUCACAAGCCUCUGAUUCUAAUAUACCUCAUGGAUACAUGUGGAGCCCUCAUCUUGUUCCUAAGCCGAAAGAUUGGGGACCGAAGAUUGAUGUAGUGGGAUUUUGCUUCCUUGAUCUUGCUUCGAAUUAUGAACCUCCUGCAGAACUUGUGGAAUGGCUUGAAGCCGGUGACAAGCCAAUUUAUAUCGGUUUCGGUAGUCUUCCUGUUCAAGAACCAGAGAAGAUGACCGAAAUCAUCGUGGAGGCGCUUCAAAGAACUAAACAGAGAGGAAUCAUCAAUAAAGGAUGGGGCGGCCUCGGAAACUUGAAAGAGCCCAAGGACUUUGUGUACUUGUUGGAUAAUGUCCCACAUGACUGGCUCUUCCCCAGAUGCAAGGCUGUGGUUCAUCAUGGUGGUGCUGGAACAACGGCUGCUGGUCUCAAAGCUGCGUGCCCGACCACCAUCGUGCCUUUCUUCGGGGACCAACCCUUCUGGGGAGACAGAGUUCAUGCCAGAGGAGUAGGGCCAGCCCCGAUACCGGUGGACGAAUUCUCCCUUCAUAAGCUGGAAGGCGCGAUAAACUUCAUGCUUGACCCCAAGGCAAGUAAAUAUUCUCUGAGGAACUUAAGAAAUCCCGGAUCUUCCAGACAGUAUGCCCGUGAAAAGCUCUGCGGAGGAACUGGCGAAGGCAAUGGAGAACGAGGACGGAGUGAAUGGAGCCGUGAAGGCGUUCUUCAGACAUCUCCCGAGCAAGAACCCUAGCCUCCUGUCUGAUCCAGCUCCCGACCAUUCCAGCUUCCUCUCCAUCAGAAGAUGCUUUGGCUGUUCUUAAGAAUCUCCUUGUAUGCUCUCUCUCUCUCGGGUUCCCUCUUCUUUUCACUUCUUUUUUCCCUCCAUUGAAAUCUCAUGCUCUCUCUCGAGAAGAACACUGAUAAUACAGAGCUUAGCUUAGGUUUUUUUUAUGUUAUGUAUGGUUUUUUGUGUUUCUCUUUCUAAUGGCAAUGUUUUUUAUCCAUGUGCGCUGUUGUGUGGAUUGGAUAUGGUUUGUUUAAUUGUUUGUCCUUCCAGAGUUUAGUUGAAGGCUUUACAGGGCCAUUGUCACUGGAGAAUAAAUGUGAAUAUUUUUUAUUUUA
Tarenaya hassleriana is the source of this 2536-nucleotide messenger RNA. RefSeq names its product sterol 3-beta-glucosyltransferase UGT80A2-like. The coding region runs from base 285 to 2165 and encodes 626 amino acids. Gene Ontology annotation, molecular function: hexosyltransferase activity; UDP-glycosyltransferase activity. The record is from RefSeq and is a predicted model, not a curated record. Lineage: Eukaryota; Viridiplantae; Streptophyta; Magnoliopsida; Brassicales; Cleomaceae. The transcript has 14 exons. Gene Ontology annotation, biological process: carbohydrate metabolic process.